AUGGUUUUCAUGAAAACACUCGUAGAAGGAAAAAUCCCAGUAAAAGCGUUAAUUGAUACAUCGUCGAAGUUUAAUACCAUUAGCAAGAGCUUGUUCGAUAGGCUUGAAGAAGAUUAUGGAAUACGUGAUCCUGUUGAGAAUCUCUAUGGAGAUAUUUUCAAAUUCGCAAAAAUCCAUCAUUUUGAUCUGGUAUUGGGGCAAGAUUGGUUAUGGAUGCGCGAAGCAAAAAUUAUCUUUGGAUUUUCUCUGGAAAAUUGUAAGCGUUAUGCUAAAAUUGAGAUAGAUGUUAAGAGUAUCCCAUUAAUCAAAGAAGAUACCAAUAAAGCCAGCUCUGUUAAAAAUGACCCACAUAAGUCCGAUUUAUCGAAGGAGGAGAUCACGAAUAUGGUCAAGAAAAUUCUCUCAGGCGUCCAAGAUAGGGGCAGGCCCCAUUGCUUUGCGAAAAGACUCAUCACGGAAUAA
Paraglomus brasilianum is the source of this 462-nucleotide messenger RNA. The record is from the annotation of a GenBank genome assembly. Lineage: Eukaryota; Fungi; Glomeromycota; Glomeromycetes; Paraglomerales; Paraglomeraceae.